Molecule: messenger RNA, 2329 nt
Organism: Dicrocoelium dendriticum
Lineage: Eukaryota; Metazoa; Platyhelminthes; Trematoda; Plagiorchiida; Dicrocoeliidae
Source: the annotation of a GenBank genome assembly
AUGUCUGCUCUCGGAAAAUCUGCAACAGGACUGCAGCCACUUCAUCAAACGACAAAUUGGUACUCUUUUAGAGCUAUCGGCGAAGGAAGGUCUUCUACUUUGGUGUCAAAGAAAAACCAGCCCGUACAAGAAUGUCAACGUUCAAAAUUUUCAUAUGAGCUGGAAAGAUGGUCUGGCAUUUUGUGCACUGAUUCACCGACAUCGACCUGAUUUAAUCGACUUUGCUAAACUGUCACGGGACAACCCAUUACACAACCUGAACUACGCAUUCGAUGUCGCUGAGAAGCACCUGGAUAUUCCGCGCAUGCUGGACCCAGAAGAUAUGGUCAACACAGUUAGACCGGAUGAACGCUCUGUGAUGACCUACGUGUCGGCCUAUUAUCACGCGUUUGCCGGAGCCAACAAAGCGGAAUCCGCAACCAGCCGGAUAUCGAAAGUUCUUCGUGCUUGCCAAGACAAUGAACAAAUGAUGGAGCAAUAUGAGCGUCUGGCAUCAGAUCUGUUGGCCUGGAUUAAACAAAAGAUUGAUUUCGUGAAAGAUCGAACGACGGAUGGAACCAUUCCCGGUACCUGUGCCAAACUAGACACCUAUCGUUCCUAUUGCCGCGAUGAGAAGCCCUUCAAGCUGGACGAGAAAGUCACGCUAGAAAAUUUAUACAACACACUACAAACAAGACUUCGAUUAUCGAAUCGUCCAAACUUUUUGCCUGCUGAAGGUCACAUGAUUGCAGACAUCCAGUCAGCGUGGCAACAGUUGGAAAAUUAUGAAAAAGGCUUUGAGGAAUGGUUAUUGGCAGAAAUUAAAAGAUUGGAGCAAAUCGAACAUUUGGCUCGUAAAUUCAGACUCAAGUGCGGUAUUCACGAGGCUUGGUCAUAUGGGAAAGCGGCUGAGCUCGAAAAGCGAGAUUACGAAGGAGCCAGUCUGUCCAGUUUGCGAGCAAUGGCUCAGAAGCAUGACGCCUUCGAAGUUGAUCUCGGAUCACACCAGGACAGAGUGGAGCGGAUUGUGGCCAUUGCUGAGGAGCUAAAUGAACUUGGUUAUGCGGAUGUGGAUUCCGUGAACGCGAGAACGCAACAGAUCGCUAGCGAGUGGGACCGAUUGGGUCAACUGUCGCAGCAACGCAGACACGAGAUCCAUAAAAUCCUGGAUGUUCUCAAUCAACUCGACCAGCUUCACUUGUCGUUUGCGAAGCGUGUGGCGCCUUUCAACACGUGGCUGGAACAGGCACAGGAAGAUUUACAAGAUAUGUUCAUUGUCAACAAAGUGGAAGAUAUCACUGCUCUAAUCAGUGGCCAUGAGAAUUUCAAGCGGACCCUUCCGAGUGCCGAGAAGGAAAUGCGUGCAAUGUUGGACGAAGCACGGCAGGUGCAAGAUAUUGUACGACAACAUCAACUAUCUCCCGAGUGGAUCACUAACCCGUACACAAUGGUGAACUUUCAAACACUGGAAUCUCGGUGGCAGGCGAUGCUCAGCCUGAUUGAAGUUCGCGAUCGUGAACUACAGACCGAGUUGGCCCGACAGGAAGAACACGAACAACUGAGGCGACAGUUUGCGCAACUAGCCAACCGUGCUGGCCCCUAUCUGGAACGCAUGUUGGACUCUGUGCACGCCUUGUUGAGUGCCACUAACAUGGCCCUGGAAGAUCAACUGCAGCGGUUGCAAAGAUUGGAGGAGGAAGUGCAAGAGUGGCACGUCAACAUGGUUGACCUUGAACGCUGGGCCCAGAAAGUAGACGAGGCACGCAUUAUACACAACCCUCAUACACGUUACACGAUGGGAACACUGCGUGUCGGAUGGGAGCAGCUGAGGACCAAUCUGAAGCGCGCGCAAAAUGAGAUCGAGAACCAGAUAUUGACACGCGAUUCUCGUGGUGUGUCGGAGAAACAAAUCGAAGAGUGUCGACGCUGUUUCAAUCACUUCGAUCGUCAACGAACCAGACGUUUGGAGCCGUUGGAUUUCCGAGCAUGUCUACUGUCUCUUGGUUAUAAUAUCCCCAAUACAAAGCAGGGAGAAGCUGACUUCAGGCGAAUUCUGAAAUCGGUUGACCCCAACGGGACCGGAUUUGUGACGUUUGACUCCUUUAUGAAUUUUAUGACAGAUCAGUCCAGGGAAGGCGAUAGUGUGGAACAGAUGAUCGACUCAUUUCGAAUGCUGGCAGAUGACUCGCCGUACAUCACAGCGGAACAGCUGCGCCGUGAACUCCCUCCAGAAGAAGCAGACUACUGUAUCAACAGGAUGAAAGCGUACACUAGUCCCGGAGCUCCUGGUGAUGAAGCUUUGGAUUAUACCCAAUUUGCCACGGAACUGUACGGAGAGUCGGAACUGUGA